Solanum pennellii is the source of this 2497-nucleotide messenger RNA. RefSeq names its product DELLA protein RGL1-like. Gene Ontology annotation, cellular component: nucleus. The record is from RefSeq and is a predicted model, not a curated record. Gene Ontology annotation, molecular function: DNA-binding transcription factor activity; sequence-specific DNA binding. Bases 384 to 1976 code for a protein of 530 amino acids. Lineage: Eukaryota; Viridiplantae; Streptophyta; Magnoliopsida; Solanales; Solanaceae. The transcript has a single exon. Gene Ontology annotation, biological process: regulation of DNA-templated transcription.
AUUUUAAAAGAUGAUGGUUAAGGUUCAGUUUGCGUCAUGAACUUAGAAUGUAGAGUCACCAAAUCAGGCUAAGAACCAGAUUUUAAAGUCCAAGGCCAUGGGAGCUAGCUAAUUGGUUGCUCUAUGUUUAAUUUAAUACUAUUUCUUAUCACAGACAAACUCUCUCUGUCAAGUCCUUUCUUAAGUAGUAGUUAAAUUAGUUAUUACUAUUACAUAACAUCCAAUAGCAUUUGGACAAAAUUUAUCGAAAUUAUCAAUCGACACAAGAAACAACGGCCAUGAAAACUAGUAUAUAUGAAACCCCACUUCACCUGUUUAGUCUUUCUUUCAAGCAGCUUUAGUUUCUUGAAUUAAUAAAGAGAUCACAAAACAGAAGAAUAAGAAUGAUUCAUGAUAUGGCUAAUGUUUUUCUAUCACUUGAGCCUUGUAAUGGUGAUCAAAUUGGUUAUGACCCUAUGGAAAAUGGCCUUUAUCUUACUCAUCACAAAGAACUGUCUUAUUCUCUUAAUCCUUACACAUCUGUUUUGAAGAGAAAUGCUCCUACUAAUAACAUGAUCAUUUCAUCUUUAUCUAAUGACAGUGCGAGUUUUAAGAGGUUAAGGAGAACCCCAAGUCUUGGUGAGUCUUUUGGAAGCAAUACCACUUUUUAUAGUACUGAUAGCAGCAGCAGUGGUGGCAGUUUACCGAGAAUUGGUAGUACUAAUAGUGUGAAUAGCUUGUCAUUGCAACCAGGGAUUCAUUUUCGCGAUCAUGUUUGGGCGUUGAACCAAAGGUAUCUUGCUGCUGAGGCUAUUGAAGAGGCAGCAGCUGAUAUAAUUAAUCAGGAGGAGGAAAAUGGGGAAGGUAUGAAGUUAGUACAGCUUUUAAUUACUUGUGCUGAAGCUGUGGCUUGUAGAGAUAAGUCUCGUGCAUCGGUGUUGUUAUCAGAGCUACGUGCUAGUGCAUUAGUAUUUGGGACGUCUUUCCAGCGUGUAGCGUCCUGUUUCAUGCAGGGGUUGGCUGAUAGGCUGGCUCUGGUGCAGCCGCUUGGCACGGUUGGUUAUGUUGCUACCCCUGCAAUGAAUAAGACGGACAUUGCCUUGGAGAAGAAAGAAAAAGCUUUGAGGUUGCUUUAUGAGAUAUGUCCACAUAUUCAGUUUGGUCAUUUUGUGGCUAAUUGCUUGAUAUUGGAAGCCUUUGAGGGAGAGAGUUUCAUUCAUGUGGUUGAUUUGGGAAUGAGCCUUGGUUUGCCUCAUGGUCAUCAAUGGCGGCGUCUUGUUCAGAGUCUUGUUAAUCGCCCUGGACAGCCCCCACGCCGCCUUAGGAUCACUGCUGUUGGACAGAAUAUCGAGAAAUUGCAAAUUAUUGGAGAUGAGCUUGAGGACUAUGCAAGAAGCCUUGGUAUAAAUUUGGAGCUUUCAGCUGUGGAAAGCAACUUGGAAAACCUUAAACCAAAGGACAUCAAAGUAUACGAUGGCGAGGUCCUCGUGGUUAACAGCAUUCUUCAGCUCCAUUGUGUGGUGAAGGAAAGCCGCGGUGCACUCAACUCUGUUUUGCAGGUAGUUCAUGAACUUUCUCCAAAGAUUCUAGUCCUUGUGGAGCAAGACUCGAGUCACAAUGGACCCUUUUUUCUCGGGAGAUUCAUGGAAGCUCUGCAUUAUUACUCUGCUAUCUUCGACUCCCUUGAUGUCAUGCUACCCAAGUAUGACACCAGGCGAGCCAAGAUAGAGCAAUUUUACUUUGCAGAGGAGAUUAAGAACAUUGUGAGCUGCGAGGGACCAGCAAGAGUGGAAAGGCACGAGAGGGUGGACCAAUGGCGUAGGAGGAUGAGCCGAGCAGGUUUUCAAGCAGCGCCUAUUAAGAUGGUGUCACAAGCCAAACAGUGGCUUGCGAAAGUGAAUGGACAUGAAGGAUUCACCAUCACAGAAGAGAAAGGCUGCUUGGUUCUUGGAUGGAAAUCGAAGCCUAUCGUGGCUGCCUCUUGCUGGAAAUGCUGAUCAAUCAUAUGAUCAUCUUCAACAACAAUGUCAUUUUAGUGUGCCUAUUUUCAAUGUGGAGUUCAACAAUAAGAACAUCUGAUAACUUGAGUGUCAUCUUUUUCAGAUGGAGUUUGUGAUGAAUAAAGUUAGGCAAACAUUUUUCAUUUUGCAUAUAAAAUAGUUUUUUGUUGUAUAGCUUUGACAUUUCUUUCAUUUUUUUGAUCCUAUUUUUCCUUCCCACAAUCCCAAAGAAGACAGACAAUCCCCAGUUGUCUAUCAAAAAUGUACAUGUUUUUAUUACUACUUCAUAUUUACAAAUUACAGGGAUUGUACAUAAAGAGAAGACAUAUUUACAUUUGAAGUUCGAUUAAUUCAACCUGAACUCUGUUACUUAGUCGUGUUUAACCAAGCUUUGUAUAUUAUUGAGUCAAUUCGAGAUUGAAGCCUACAUGUUUUCAUUUGUGGAAUGUUACUAAAUUAAGACUAUUAAUCAUUUGGUAUUCGAUAUUCACAGACCUGAUUAAUCCAGAUUCUGAUUG